UGUAAAGUAACUCUCCAUUGCCGUUAUCUUCCGCACAUAAUCGACAAAUUGUUGAAUCAUAAAGGCGUACUUCUGCCAUGAUCCUAACGGAACUGUUUGCCUACGACUAACAUCGAUUUUAUCCUAACCAAACUGACCAGAUGUAAUAUUAUUAAACAAUGGAAAAGGAAGAAAAUAUAGUUGAAGAAAAUGGAUUUUAUACCGCAGCUGCCGAAUACUGGGAACAUAUUCCACCGACGGUGGAUGGAAUGCUGGGUGGCUUUGGAUUUAUUUCUCAAAUUGAUAUAAAGGGUUCCACAAGAUUUUUGAAAUCUUUAUUCGAAUUAAAAACUCCACCAUCUAGAACAUACGCGCUAGAUUGCGGCGCGGGCAUAGGAAGGAUAACGAAAAAUCUAUUAUUAAAUCACUUCAAACAUGUUGAUUUAGUGGAACAAAAUUCAAAAUUUGUAGAAGUUGCAAAAACGUGUUUAAAAAAUUAUUCUACAAGAAUUGGCAACUAUUAUUCUAUUGGACUGCAAGAUUUUUGCUUUACCACUAAGAAGUAUGAUGUCGUAUGGUGUCAGUGGGUUUUGGGCCAUUUAAAGAAGGAUCAUUUAAUAGAAUUUCUAAAGAAGUGUUCGAUGGGUCUAAAAUCCGAUGGUUUAAUCGUGAUCAAGGAAAAUGUAACAACUUCUACAAGCUUAGAAAUUGAUACAAAGGAUUCAUCUGUGACAAGACCUCUGUCUGAAUUUUACAGCAUAUUUGAGGAAUCUGACUUAAUGUGCAUCAAAGAAGAACAACAACAUAAAUUUCCACGUGGAUUAUACCCAGUUUAUAUGUUUGCUUUGAAACCCAUUAAUAAAUCUUGAAUUUGUUAAAAAUAUUAAAUAAAUUAUUUUACGAUU
Molecule: messenger RNA, 884 nt
Organism: Osmia lignaria (orchard mason bee)
Lineage: Eukaryota; Metazoa; Arthropoda; Insecta; Hymenoptera; Megachilidae
Gene: Ntmt
Product: N-terminal methyltransferase
Biological process (GO): N-terminal protein amino acid methylation
Cellular component (GO): cytoplasm
Molecular function (GO): N-terminal protein N-methyltransferase activity
Source: RefSeq, a predicted model, not a curated record